Cornus florida is the source of this 1293-nucleotide messenger RNA. RefSeq lists its product as uncharacterized. Bases 1 to 1293 code for a protein of 430 amino acids. The record is from RefSeq and is a predicted model, not a curated record. The transcript has 2 exons. NCBI's taxonomy places the organism in Eukaryota, Viridiplantae, Streptophyta, Magnoliopsida, Cornales, Cornaceae.
AUGAGCCAGCCAUUCCAAACUUCUACAAGUUAUCGUCCUCCUCUAUAUAAUCAAAGCUCUUCAAGUCCAAAUUCUGCUCCUCUCCACCCAUCCCAAUUGGAUGAGAUAUUGAACACCAACAAGCAAAUCAUAGUUGCCCUUAAUGGCAUGCAAUCAACUGUGCAACUGGUCAAUACUCAUUCCCAAUCAAUAGCCAAAAUUGAAACCCAACUGGGAAAAUUGGCUACUUCUGUAAAUCAGCAUCAUAAAAGGGACAUGGGUAAACUUCCAUCUAAAACUGUGCUAAACUCGAAAGGGCAAUUUGUGAUUGAUGAACCCCCUCCUCCCAGUGGACCACAUCAUGAACAAAUCUAUGCGAUUACCACACUUCGGAGUGGAAGAGUUGCGGAUAACAAGGUUGGGGAAGAGACUGAAAUUCUAGCUCCCAAAGAUUCAAGUCCCCCCAAAAAUUUGAAAAUCAGUCCAAAAAUUCCAAAUUCACUAAUCCCAAGUAUUGAGACAUCUUAUGAGCCCAAGGGUCCUUAUCCUCAACGUCUCAAAGAAUUUACUCACUUUAGGAACAAGGGCUGCAAAAUUCAGGAUAUGUUGGAAGUCUUUAGGCAAGUAAAGAUCAACAUUCCUCUUCUCGAUGCCAUACAACAAAUUCCACCUUAUGCAAAAUUUCUUAAGGAUUUGUGUACACAGAAACGCAUCUACAAAAGCAACAUUCCUAAAAGGGUGAGGUUGACUAAACAAGAUCCGGGUGCCCCGAUAAUUUCGUGUGUCAUUGGAGACAACGAGAUUGAAAAGACCCUCACUGACUUAAGAGCGAGUGUAAAUUUGAUCCUUUAUUCACUCUACUUGCAACUUGGCUUGGGCGAUCUAAAACCCACUUUGGUUGUCUUGCAACUUACGGAUAGAUCCAUCAAGCAACCUCGUGGUAUCAUUGAAGGUGUAAUCAUUAAGGUGGACAAGUUCUACUUCCUGGUAGACUUCUUAGUUCUAGAUACCGAACCAGUCCACAAUCCUAAAAAUCACAUUCUCGUGAUUCUUGGUCGGCCUUUCUUAGCCACGACUAAUGCUUUAAUUAAUUACCGAACUGGGGUGAUGAAUAUUUCUUUUGGGAAUACGAAGGUUAAGCUCAACAUCUUCAAUGCUUCUCAACAUCCUCUGGAUGAAAAUGAAUGUUUUACUCUUGACACAUCAGAUGAAUUGGUCAAAGAUUCUCUCUUAUUCAUUCCAAGUCAAAAUGUUCUUGAAAUUCAGAAAAUUCAUGAUAAAUCUGACAAGGUUGUUAUCAAUGAACUUAGUUAG